AUGGGAGCAUCGUGGAACAAAUGCUCCUUCCCUCAGGAUUGUGUCGAUCGAACUCAAAUGGUUGCAAAGGACGCGAAUUUGAAACCAGAGGGAUAUCGGGCUGUGAGCGACAGCAUGGAUGACCCGAACAGGUGGAAGCAAACAUUCACACCAAGGACCAUGUCGAGGAUAGACAACUCCCUUCCGAGCUUGCGGGAUCACGUAGCAACUGAGCCUGACCCGAUCUUCGAUGCUAGGAGGAGGGAUUCCCCUAGACACAUUCCUCUCUCGGCUCGUUCUCACUCUCCCUGGGACAACGCACAUCUUGCAUACAAGUCUCCGAGAUCUCUGUCUCAUGUUGGAGGCCCAGUGUAUGAGAGAGAAGGAACAAGAAACGAGAUGUGUUUGAGUGCGAGAGACCAUGUGAUUGUUUCAAGUGCAAGAUUGAGGCAUCAAACAACGGGAGGUAACGAUGAUGGUCAAGUUGGGAUUCAGACUGAACUGAAUUUUGGAUGCAAAGAAGCAAGCAUCGAUGAGGAUGAAAAUGAAGACGUUUUGGUGCAGAAAGCUCUGGACGUCGUUGCAGAGAGGAUGUCAAAAAGAACCGAAUUCUCCACGAGAAAGGCGGGGGCAAAUGGCGAUGGCGCAAUGAGUCAAGACGGCAAACGAUCCCCUUCCCUGUCCUCCUUCACCUCUGAUGGUGAAUCGGGAUCGUACGACGAAGAAUUCUCGCCGAUGAGCGAAACAGGAGUGAUAGCUUUCAUGUCGAAUGACAAGGACGAGCGUCUUGUGAAGAAGAGCAAAGAUGUCGAUACGAGCAAUCGCGAGAUGAUCAGCAUGGAAGAGCUGCUCCGCAUGCGGCUGAACCGAGAUGACUGGCUGAGACACUUCAAGAUUGCUGGAGUGGAUCAAUACCUUUCAGCGAACAUGUCGGAUAUAUGUAGUCGGGAAGACAAUGCGAGUGAAUGGGUUGUAGAGAAGCAACCUGGUUCGCAAGAAGCAAAGAUAUCCAAGAAGAUAGAUUUCCAGGAAGAUAACGAACAUGUUCAUCGUCAGCAACAACAUGUCCCAUCGUUGAGGAUUGAGAACAUCUUACAAGAUGAGAGGCUGCAAAUUUUCCAGAGGGAGAAGCUUGCGCAGCAGCAGGAUGAAGUCGCAAGGAGCUCGCAAGACUUGAAGGCGAAGGCUACCAGCAUGCAACAGAUCAUUUCCAAGACCGACCGAUGGGUUCAAGACAUGUAA
Messenger RNA from Guillardia theta CCMP2712, 1221 nucleotides. RefSeq lists its product as hypothetical. NCBI's taxonomy places the organism in Eukaryota, Cryptophyceae, Pyrenomonadales, Geminigeraceae. The record is from RefSeq and is a predicted model, not a curated record. The transcript has 12 exons. Bases 1 to 1221 code for a protein of 406 amino acids.